Messenger RNA from Rotaria sordida, 717 nucleotides. NCBI's taxonomy places the organism in Eukaryota, Metazoa, Rotifera, Eurotatoria, Philodinida, Philodinidae. The record is from the annotation of a GenBank genome assembly.
AUGUAUUAUGUAACAUUGCAACGACGAUUAUUAAAUGAAUUUUUUCAUGUUUCUCGACCAACAUUUGUUAUUCCAAUAUUUCGAGCACCAACUACAACAUCAACUAUUAAAACUACAAUAAAUACAACAAUAUCAAGUACUAAUAAAAUUUUCUCAUCUGUUUUAAAACAACAACAAAAACAAACUGAUGUUACAACUACUUUACCUUCUUAUUUGAAGAAUCGACAUAUAUUGGAAAAUCUUGUUUUAACAAAUACUAUUGUGGCUGCUUUUUGUAUCGUUCUCAUGAUAACAUUGAUUGGAUUUCUUAUUUUUCUUCUCAUACCGUCAAUUCGACAUCGAUGGCUUUAUGGUCAAGAAAAAAAAGAAGAAAAACAUGAAGAUAUAUCAACAUUAAGUCGACAACCAUCAUUGCAUCAAUUUACAUUAGGUUCAUCUCGAUUUAAUCCAUUAUUUGAAUCAACAAUAGGUACAACAACAACAACUCCAUUUGGAACAUUAUUUCAUCCUCAUACAGCAACAGCUACUCUUCUUCAUCCAACUUUUUGGACACCGAUGACAUCAACAUCUGUUAUUUCAACUCCUGUCAUAUCUCAACAACCAGAUAUAUCGUCACCACCACCAGCACCGCCGAGAAUAAAAACAAAAGCAACAACGCCAAUGACACCACGAUCACCAUAUCCUACAACAACACUACCGAGAUUACCAAGAAAAUAA